AUGGCCCGCCUCGCCGUCGCCGCCGCCGCCGCCGCGCUCGUCGCCAUCCUCUCCGCCGUGGCGGUGACAGCGCAGAGCCCGAGCGCUGCCCCGAAGAUGGCCCCGCUGCCGCCGCCGCCGAAGAUGGCGCCCCUGCCGCCUCCCCCGGCGGCCAAGGCCCCCACCGCCUCGGCGCCGUCGCCGGUGACGGCGGCCUCGCCGCCGGCCCCGCCGAUGUCCCCGGCCUCGUCGCCCUCCGACGCGGCGGCUGCGGCGCCGGGCCCCGCCGACGCCGGCGCCGCGACGGCCCCGUCCAGCGGCGUGUCCGCGCCCGCACUCGCGCCCGCCGCGGCCGGGAAGAGCGCCGCCGGCGCCGGGAAUAUUAACAAUUGA
Messenger RNA from Oryza sativa Japonica Group (Japanese rice), 372 nucleotides. RefSeq names its product arabinogalactan protein 1. Lineage: Eukaryota; Viridiplantae; Streptophyta; Magnoliopsida; Poales; Poaceae. The record is from RefSeq and is a predicted model, not a curated record.